Myzus persicae (green peach aphid) is the source of this 2666-nucleotide messenger RNA. RefSeq names its product raf homolog serine/threonine-protein kinase phl. Gene Ontology annotation, biological process: protein phosphorylation; signal transduction. NCBI's taxonomy places the organism in Eukaryota, Metazoa, Arthropoda, Insecta, Hemiptera, Aphididae. Gene Ontology annotation, molecular function: protein kinase activity; ATP binding. Bases 714 to 2651 code for a protein of 645 amino acids. The record is from RefSeq and is a predicted model, not a curated record. The transcript is spliced from 3 exons.
CCUAAUUCUAUAAGUCUAAGAUUGAUAAUUAUUGUUCACCAGCUUAGCCAACGCGAAGGAUUCCGUAAAAGUUGGUCGACGUCGUGCACGGUAUUCAGAACGGCUACAGUGGUUCUACUGUCCGGGUAGUUUUAACUUUAACCUAAAAAUAUUUGUCAAUGUAUGUAAAUUUUGUUUGACAAUUCGAUAUUAAUUAUUAUUCAAUAAUAUUAUAAUUAUUACAUCCUAUAUUAGUAUAAUAUUUAAUAUAUGUUGCAUUAUAUAUAAAUUACAAAUAAUUGCGGUCGGUUCCUGAAACGCAUAGGAGGGCACUCCGUACUCCGUAAUCUACCGCCGCGGUUCGAAUAUGGUGCGUCUGUUAUCGGCACCAUUCAAUCGCGUAACGAUUUCGUACGGAUUCACGUAAACAUGUCGUAGUGGACGACGCGCUCGGGGCGAAUCUGACCGAUACAGCUCCAUCGUAGUAUCCGCCCGCCGCCUCGCGUCGACAUCCGAGCACCCUCAGACAGAAAACGGACAACGACACCCCCACAAACGAUGGUGUCUACCGUCCGUCUGUGUACUCGUCUAUGCACUUGAUUCUGGCGAUGGAGCUGUAGCGCACCCACAGGCCCUCUCUCUCUCCUCAACCCCUAAACCCCGAGACCCCGGCAAGAUCCCCCCGCGGCCUGGACACCAAAUCCGCUGCCGGCGGCGGCGGUGGCGGCGUCGUCAUGUCGUUCGACUUCGAGGAGAUCACCUCGUUACGCAACGAGCUGCAGAACGUCAGGGAAGUGAUGCGCUUGACCAAGUGCAAUAUCCACGCACUGAACGGCACGUUCGCUACGUUCGAUCAUCCGCCGCCCAUCUAUUUGACCGAGUACCGAGAGCUCACUGUCAAGCUGCAUGAGCUGGAGGCCAAAGAGCAGGAGCUUCUUGACCAGGUCGACCAUCCCAGAGAACACCGAAAAACCCGGGGUGACAAGCCGUCCACGCCAUUCGUUCGCACCAUCCGUGCUUAUUUACCUAAUAAACAGCGUACCACUAUUGAGGUGAAGCAUGGCGAAACUCUACACAUGGCUCUGGAGAAGCGUUUGCAACACAGGAAGAUCCCAUUAAACGCCUGUGUUGUCUACCGUAACGGCACUGACCAUCAGAUACCGUGGGAUACUCAAACGUCCACUAUUGAAUAUGAAGAGAUACAAGUGAAAAUGUGUUGGCUACCCAUUCAAGCAUCAUUUACACAUGAUUUUUCCAAGCGUACAUCAUUUACAACUUGUGAUCAUUGUCGUCAACUACUUUUCCAGGGUUAUCACUGUCGUUCGUGCGGGUUCAAAUUUCAUGAACGGUGUUCCAUGGGAGUGCCUGUACUGUGUAUUCCAACUAGAGAUUUGAGUAGUGGAAACGGGGGAAAUCACACUAUUUACCAAAACUCUGCCGGUAUACUACAACUAACAUCCGAUUAUCAAUCAUCAAGACGUCGAGUGCUUGGUCAUGGCGAAAGAUCAAGUUCAGAACCUAAUGUUUGUCGUAAUAUGGUAAACAUGAAUUGGGACGAUUUGGCUGAAUUGAAGCGAAGAUCACAAGCACCAUCUGGUGUACCUCAUGGUUUCUUGCCUCACAGCCAGAGCGCCCAAGCUUCUCCUACCAAUGUACUGAGGCCUAGACCUAGAGCCAAAAGUGCAGAUGAAAGUGCUACCAAGAAGUUGCUUCGUGACACAGGUCCUCAAGAAUCGUUAGAAGAUUGGGAAAUACCAGAAACGGAUAUUCAAAUGGGUGAUUGUAUUGGAUCAGGGUCAUUUGGUACUGUUUAUAAGGCUAAUUGGCAUGGUCCAGUUGCAAUUAAAGCACUCAAAGUGAAACAACCGACUGCGGCACAAUUGCAAGCAUUUAAAAAUGAAGUAUCCGUAUUAAAAAAAACUAGGCACGUAAAUGUUUUACUGUUUAUGGGCGUUAUACGAAAACCAAAUUUGGCUAUAGUCACACAAUGGUGUGAAGGAUCAAGUCUAUAUCGCUGUUUACAUGUAUUGGAAAAAAAAUUUGAGGCAAUGCAAUUGAUAUCGAUUACUGGCCAAACUGCAAUUGGUAUGAAUUAUCUCCAUUCUAAAAGCAUUAUACACAGGGAUCUGAAAAGCAACAAUAUAUUUUUCAACGAUUCUGUUGUGAAAAUUGGUGAUUUUGGUUUGGCUACCAUCAAAUCAAAAUGGUCCGGUGGUCAACAAUACCAUCAACCAUCUGGAUCAAUAUUAUGGAUGGCACCUGAAGUAAUUCGGAUGCAAGUAGACAACCCAUACAGUUUUCAGUCAGAUGUAUACGCUUAUGGCAUUGUGCUGUAUGAAUUACUCUCGGGUCAGCUGCCUUACACAGAAAUCAAUAAUAAAGAUCAGAUAAUUUUUAUGGUAGGCAGGGGCUACUUACGACCUGAUUUGAAAAAAGUCAGGUCAGACACACCAGCUGAGCUGCGCAAAUUGAUGGAAAACUGUAUCAAAUUUGAUAGAGAAGACAGGCCCAAAUUCAAAGAUGUUGCUAUAUCCAUACAAAGCAUUAUACACGCUAUGCCAAAACUGCAACGGACAACAUCUGAACCUACAUUAUCCCGGUCUAAUUGGAGCGAUGACUAUUUGUACCCGUCCGAAGCGAAUAACUAUAGAGGAGCUGCAGGCUUUAUCUAAAGUUAUUGGAUUGUA